UCAACCGAGGAAGUUAGACAACGCAAGCCAUCGAGGAUAUUCAUACUGAACUGCGCGUGCACGAUUUAUUCGAGUCUGCCCUGGAAAUAUCAGUGGACGACUGCUUUUUUCUGAACGGGACACGACCCCACGAUGAGUGGACCGACUUUUGACAGGAAGAUACACGGUAUUUCAGGCGAUCUUUCGGGCUCUAUGAGUUGCCACCCGACCUCUAAGGACUCUCCGACUCUUCCAGAGUCGUCGGCUACAGACAUGGGUUAUUACAGCAGUCAUCACGAAUACUACCAGACUCCCCCGUACCCGCAGCAGAUGAGUUCAUAUCAUCAGUUUAAUCUGUCCGGGAUGGGGGGAUCAGCAGGACCCUACCCCACCAAGACAGAGUACCCUUACGGCAAUACUUACAGACAAUACGGACAUUACAGCAGAGACCUGCAGACGCCACCCCAAAGUGCAGUCAAAGAAGAACCAGAGACGGAAGUUCGGAUGGUAAACGGGAAACCCAAGAAAAUCCGCAAGCCGCGCACCAUUUACUCCAGUUACCAGCUCGCCGCGCUGCAGCGCCGCUUCCAGAAGGCGCAAUAUCUGGCGCUGCCGGAGCGCGCUGAACUCGCCGCGCAACUCGGCCUUACGCAGACACAGGUGAAAAUCUGGUUCCAGAACAGAAGAUCCAAGUUCAAGAAACUUUACAAAAACGGCGAGGUUCCUCUGGAGCACAGCCCGAACGCCAGCGACUCCAUGGCCUGCAACUCUCCACCAUCUCCGGCCGUCUGGGACAAUAACUCUGGCCAGGUCAACCGGGGGCAGAUCGCCCAGCCACCCCUCAGUUCCACACCCCCCUACAUGGAAGAUUACAGUAAUCACUGGUAUCCGCAGGGGUCACAUUUACAGCAUCCAGUGCACCACGCGGGACCACCGCAGAGCGUGGGGGCCGUGUAUUAACAAACACUGAUGGAAGAGUUUCAAGUUGGUGGGAAAAGACAAUGCAAAACCCGGAGAAAUAAGCUGAGAGAUACUCGGCAGUAUCUGGAGUGACAGGGCACGCUCGCGUUGGCAUCUUAUUGACUGUUGAACGCAUAUCUGUCGAUAUGUAUACAUUGUUUUCAAAAUAACAGUAGUAGCCUAAAGGUUUCAAUGCUACUCUGACCUAUUUCACAUGCACGUACGCGUGUAGGUUCGACAAUGUCAAGGAAGUUUGCGUGGUUUUAAAUUAUUGUCUUUAUUCUUGUUGUUGACUUCCUUUAUGACUCCAUGUUUGGUUCUUUGAAAACCGAAUAUUGAAAUGUUUUCCUUAAAGAACGAGUGAUCCCCAAAUCGUGUAGUUAUAGCCCACGCGUCGUGGGCCGGCGCGCGCACUCACGCGCGUCAGAGACUCAGGAUAUAAGUUAUAUAGACUUGUACAAAAUGUUGAAAGCUGUAAAUAUGUGUUUAAAUAAAACGGAACCACUAAGUUCGUGUUCUUCGGAAAGAUAAAGACCGCACGGUGGUGCUUGAAUCCUUUUAUAUUCAUGUAAGUAGUUGUUAUUCUGUCAAAUUAAAUAAAUGCCAAUUGAAAAUCA
Messenger RNA from Triplophysa dalaica, 1556 nucleotides. RefSeq names its product distal-less homeobox 3b (gene dlx3b). NCBI's taxonomy places the organism in Eukaryota, Metazoa, Chordata, Actinopteri, Cypriniformes, Nemacheilidae. Bases 133 to 939 code for a protein of 268 amino acids. The record is from RefSeq and is a predicted model, not a curated record. Gene Ontology annotation, molecular function: DNA-binding transcription factor activity, RNA polymerase II-specific; RNA polymerase II cis-regulatory region sequence-specific DNA binding. The transcript has 3 exons. Gene Ontology annotation, biological process: regulation of transcription by RNA polymerase II; embryo development; epithelial cell differentiation.